AUGGUAUCUAUAACAAACGCACACAAUGAUUUGAUCCAUGACGCUGUAUUGGAUUAUUAUGGCAAACGUCUAGCUACCUGUUCUUCAGAUAAAACUAUUAAAAUAUUUGAAGUUGAAGGUGAAAACCACAAGCUAAUAGAUACUUUGGUUGGCCAUGAAGGUCCAGUCUGGAGAGUUGACUGGGCACAUCCUAAAUUUGGUACAAUUCUUGCUUCGUGUUCUUAUGAUGGUAAAGUUAUAAUCUGGAAAGAAGAAAAUGGUAAAUGGUCCCAAAUUGCUACACAUGCCGUUCAUUCAGCUUCUGUUAAUUCUGUUCAAUGGGCUCCUCAUGAAUAUGGUGUUAUGCUACUGGCCGCAUCCUCCGAUGGUAAAGUAUCAAUUAUAGAAUUUAAGGAAACUGGUACUUCAACCCCAAUAGUUAUCGAUGCACAUGCCAUCGGUGUUAAUUCUGCUUGUUGGGCACCUGUUAGUUACCAAGAUGUUGAAUCAGAUUCCAGCAAACCAACUAAGGAACUACGCAGAUUUGUUACAGGUGGUGCUGAUAAUUUGGUUAAGAUUUGGAAAUACGAUAAUGAUACACAAUUGUAUGUUUUGGAAGAUACUCUAAACGGACAUUCUGAUUGGGUUAGAGAUGUAUCAUGGUCUCCAUCUGUACUUCUACGCUCAUAUAUUGCCAGUGUCUCCCAAGAUAGAACUUGUGUUAUCUGGUCUCAAGAAAACAAUAAAGGUCCAUGGAAGAAAACUGAAGUACAACAAGAUAAAUUUCCGGAUGUCUUAUGGAGGGCUAGCUGGUCUCUCUCUGGUAACAUCUUAGCUUUAUCUGGUGGUGAUAAUAAAGUCACUUUAUGGAAGGAAAAUUUAACUGGUAAUUGGGAACCAGCAGGAGAAGUUCAGCAAUAA
Messenger RNA from Maudiozyma saulgeensis, 900 nucleotides. The record is from the annotation of a GenBank genome assembly. NCBI's taxonomy places the organism in Eukaryota, Fungi, Ascomycota, Saccharomycetes, Saccharomycetales, Saccharomycetaceae.